GCUGUCCGACAGGUCCCAGGACGGAGGGCUGCUCCCCGGAUGGCGACGGUAGACUGUUCGACCCCGGCCUCUAGUGGCCUGUCGCCGAAGGAAGAAGGGGAACUUGAAGAUGGGGAGAUCAGCGACGACGAUAACAACAGCCAGAUCCGGAGCCGGAGCAGCAGCAGCAGCAGCAGCGGCGGCGGGCUGUUGCCGUACCCGCGGCGGAGGCCUCCUCACCCGGCCCGGGGCGGUGGAUCCGGCGGAGGCGGCGGCUCGUCUUCGUCAUCGUCCUCUUCUCAGCAACAGCUGAGGAAUUUCUCACGCUCGCGGCACCCUUCCGAGCGGGGCCACCUCAGGGGACACAGCAGCUACCGACCCAAAGAACCCUUCCGAACUCAUCCGCCUCCGGUGCGGAUGCCUUCGGGCUCCCUGUCGGAAAAUAGCCCUCGGCCGUCCUUCUGGGAGCGGAGCCACAUCGCUUUGGACCGUUUCCGCUUUCGAGGCCGGCCCUACCGGGGUGGGAGUCGCUGGAGUCGGGGGCGAGGAGGGGGUGAGCGAGGAGGCAAGCCGGGGUGCCGAGCUCCUCUGGGAGGAGGAGCGGGAUCCGGAUUCAGCAGCAGUCAGAGCUGGCGAGAGCCCUCUCCACCUCGCAAGAGCUCCAAAAGUUUUGGAAGAUCUCCAUCAAGAAAACAGAAUUAUUCAUCCAAAAGUGAAAACUGUGGGGAAGAAACUUUUGAAGAUUUACUUUUAAAGUAUAAGCAAAUACAAUUGGAGCUAGAGUGCAUCAAUAAGGAUGAAAAACUAGCUCUGAGUAACAAAGAAGAGAAUGUGCAGGAAGAUCACAAAGCACUGAAUUUUGAGGACCAAACAAGCACGGAUAAUGGCAGUAUUACAAGAGACUCGAAUAAAGAAGUUGCUCCUGAGGAGAAAGCACAGGUCAAAACUUUUCAGGCAUUUGAACUAAAACCACUUAGGCAAAAAUUGACUUUACCAGGGGAUAAGAACCGGUUGAAAAAAGUAAAAGAUGGAGCAAAGCAGCUUUCCUUGAAAUCUAGUUCUACAGAAUCGAACCAAGAAACUUGGUGAGGAUGAAGAGGAGCUGUCUGAAUUACAACUUCGUCUUUUAGCUCUUCAAUCAGCCAGUAAGAAAUGGCAACAAAAAGAACAGCAGGUGAUGAAAGAAAGCAAAGAAAAACUGACCAAGACAAGAACUGUACAGCAGAAGGUUAAAACCAGUACAAAAGUACAUUCAGCUAAAAAAGUUAGCACAACAGCUAAACAGGCAUUGAGGAAGCAGCAGACAAAGGCAUGGAAGAAACUCCAGCAACAGAAAGAACAGGAAAGACAGAAAGAAGAGGACCAGCGGAAACAAGCUGAGGAAGAAGAGAGAAGGAAGCGAGAAGAAGAAAUCCGAAAAAUUAGAGACCUUUCAAAUCAGGAAGAGCAGUACAAUCGAUUCAUGAAAUUGGUUGGUGGAAAGAGAAGAUCAAGAAGUAAAUCUUCAGAUCCUGACCUGAGACGAUCCUUAGAUAAACAGCCUGAUAGUGGAGGAAGCAUUUAUCAAUAUGAUAACUAUGAAGAAGUUGCUAUGGAUACAGAUAGUGAAACCAGUUCUCCAGCACCUUCACCAGUACAACCACCAUUUUUCUCUGAAUGUUCUUUGGGGUAUUUUUCUUCAGCACCAUCUAUUUCUUUGCCUCCUCCAGCUCAGGUUUCAACUAUGCCAUCUUUGAGCCAGCCUUAUGGGGAAGGCUUGUGUGUUUCUCUUGAGCCUCUACCUCCUCUACCACCUUUACCACCUCUCCCACCUGAUGAUCCAGAACAGCCGCCAAAACCACCUUUUGCAGAUGAGGAAGAGGAGGAAGAAAUGCUCCUUCGAGAAGAACUACUUAAAUCUCUAGCAAAUAAAAGAGCUUUCAAACCAGAGGAAACAUCCAGUAAUAGUGAUCCACCUUCACCUCCAGUUCUGAACAGUUCCCAGCCUUUGUCAAGAAGCAACCUAUCAAUAGUCAGUAUUAAUACCGUAUCUCAGCCUAGGAUACAGAAUCCAAAGUUUCACAGAGGACCUCGUCUUCCACGAACUGUGAUCUCGCUUCCAAAACAUAAAUCAGUGGUUGUAACACUAAAUGAUUCAGAUGAUAGUGAAUCUGAUGGAGAGGCUUCCAAGUCAACAAAUAGUGUUUUUGGUGGAUUAGAGUCCAUGAUUAAAGAAGCAAGACGAACUGCUGAGCAAGCUUCAAAGCCAAAAGUACCUCCAAAAUCUGAAAAAGAAAAUGAUCCUUUGCGAACACCUGAAGCUUUGCCUGAAGAAAAGAAGAUAGAAUAUAGAUUGUUAAAGGAAGAGAUUGCCAAUCGUGAGAAACAACGUUUGAUUAAAUCAGAUCAGCUGAAGACGAGUUCAUCAUCCCCAGCAAACUCUGAUGUAGAAAUUGAUGGGUUUGGCAGAAUAGCAAUGGUUACUAAGCAGGUUGCAGAUGCAGAAGCAAAACUUAAGAAACACAAGAUCCUCUUGAUAAAAGAUGAAUCAGUUCUAAAGAAUUUAGUAUUGCAAGAAGCCAAGAAGAAAGAAUCUGUUCGAAAUGCUGAGACAAAAAUUACAAAACUUACUGAACAGCUUCAAGCAGCUGAGAAGAUUCUCAGUGUUAACAGGAUAUUUUUGAAGAAGCUUCAGGAGCAAAUCCAUAGAGUUCAACAGCGUGUUGCCAUUAAGAAAGCUUUGACUCUGAAAUACGGAGAAGAGCUUGCUCGGGCAAAGGCAGUGGCUAGUAAAGAACUAGGAAAACGUAAACUGGAGCAAGAUUGCCUUGGACCUAACAAAAUGAUGAGACUGGAUAAUUCUCCAAUAUCAAGUCCAAGAAAGCAUUCAGCAGAACUAAUUGCUAUGGAGAAAAUGCGAUUACAAAAGCUAGAAUAUGAAUAUGCCCUGAAAAUUCAAAAAUUAAAAGAAGCCAGAGCCCGUAAAGCAAAGGAACAACAAAAUAUUGUUCCAGUUGUGGAAGAGGAGCCUGAAUUUUCUUUACCUCAACCCUCACUUCAUGAUCUGACACAAGAUAAAUUAACUCUGGACACAGAAGAAAAUGAUGUUGAUGAUGAAGUUUUGUCAGGUUCAAACAGAGAACGAAGAAGGUCCUUCUUAGAGUCUAAUGCUUUUACUAAACCUAAUCUUAAGCACACUGAUACACCUAACAAAGAAUGCAUAAACAAACUUAGUAAAAGUGCUGUAGAAAAGCCAGAACUUUUUCUAGGGCUAAAAAUAGGUGAAUUACAAAAAUUGUAUUCAAAAGCUGACAGCUUAAAACAAUUGAUUUUAAAAACGACCACAGGAAUUACUAAAAAGAUCUUGCAUGGUCAGGAGAUUUCUGUGGAUAUGGAUUUUGUUACAGCACAGAUUAAAACAACAGAAGUGAAACCAUGUCCUUUUAGACCCUACCAUAGUCCUCUUCUAGUUUUUAAAUCCUACAGAUUUAGUCCAUACUAUCGAACCAAGGAAAAGCUUCCCCUAAGUUCAGUAUCAUACAGUAAUAUGAUUGAGCCAGAUCAGUGUUUCUGCCGUUUUGAUUUAACAGGAACAUGUAAUGAUGAUGAUUGUCAGUGGCAGCAUGCACAAGACUAUACACUUAGCCGAAAACAGCUGUUUCAGGAUAUUCUCUCAUAUAAUCUGUCUUUGAUUGGCUGCUCAGAGACAAGCACUGAGGAGGAAAUUGCUUCUGCGGCAGAAAAAUAUGUUGAAAAACUUUUUGGAGUAAACAAAGAUCGAAUGUCAAUGGACCAGAUGGCUGUUCUCCUUGUUAGCAAUAUCAAUGAAAGUAAAGGUCAUACACCUCCAUUUACAACCUACAAAGAUAAGAGAAAAUGGAAGCCAAAGUUCUGGAGAAAACCUAUAUCAGAGAAUAGCUUCAGUAGUGAUGAGGAACAGUCUACUGGACCAAUUAAAUAUGCUUUCCGACCAGAGAACCAAAUAAAUGUUCCAGCUUUGGAUACUGUUGUUACUCCAGAUGAUGUUAGAUAUUUUACCAGUGAAACUGAUGACAUUGCUAAUUUAGAAGCAAGUGUACUUGAAAACCCUUCUCACGUACAACUUUGGCUCAAGCUUGCAUACAAGUGCUUAAAUCAAGAUGAGGGACUGUGUUCAGAAUCUUUGGAUUCUGCUUUAAAUGUGCUGGCUCGAGCGUUGGAAAACAAUAAAGACAAUCCAGAAAUCUGGUGUCAUUACCUCAGAUUGUUCUCAAAAAGAGGAACUAAGGAGGAGGUGCAGGAAAUGUGUGAAACAGCUGUUGAAUAUGCUCCUGAUUAUCAAAGUUUUUGGACGUUUCUGCAUCUAGAAAGCACCUUUGAAGAAAAAGAUUAUGUAUGUGAGAGAAUGGUGGAGUUUCUGAUGGGCGCAGCCAAGCGAGAAAUAUCAGAUAUUCUGUCCUUUCAGCUCUUAGAGGCUCUUUUAUUUAGAGUUCAGCUACACAUAUUUACUGGAAGAUGUCAAAGUGCACUAGCAAUUUUACAGAAUGCAUUAAAAUUGGCUAAUGAUGAGAUAGUAGCUGAAUACCUUAGAACAAAUGAUCGGUGUUUGGCGUGGCUGGCCUACAUACAUCUUAUUGAAUUCAACAUUCUCCCUUCAAAAUUUUAUGAUCCAUCUAAUGCUAAUCCUUCAAGAAUUGUUAACACUGAACCAUUUGUAAUGCCAUGGCAAGCAGUUCAAGAUGUAAAAACUAAUCCUGACUUAUUAUUAGCAGUUUUUGAAGAUGCAGUGAAAGCUUGUACGGAUGAGAACCUUACCAGUGGAGAGAGAAUAGAGGUCUGCCUUCCACUUUACACAAAUAUGAUUGCUCUGCACCAGAUCCUAGAGAGGUUUGAGGCAGCAGUGGAGCUUUGCAAAUGUUUAUUGGAAUCAUGUCCCAUGAACUGCCAGUUAUUGGAAGCCCUUGCUGCUUUAUAUUUGAAAACAAAUCAGUAUGAUGAGGCCAGAUUGGUGUGGCUUACUGCAUUUGAAAAUAAUCCUCAGAAUUCAGAGAUUUUUUAUCAUAUGUGCAAAUUCUUCAUCUUACAGAACCGAGGCGAUAAUCUUCUUCCAUUUUUGCGGAAAUUUAUUGCAUCCUUCUUUAAACCUGGGUUUGAAAAGUACAGUAACUUGGACUUAUUUCGAUAUCUCUUGAAUAUCCCAGGACCACUCGACAUUCCAGCCUGUUUAUGUAAAGAGAAUUUUGAUGAUGACACGUUUAACAACCAAAUUCCUUAUUUGUGGCUGAUUUACUGCCUUUGUCAUCCUCUUCAAUCAAGUGUUAAAGAGACGGUGGAAGCAUAUGAGGCAGCAUUAGGAGUGGCCAUGAGGUCUGAUAUAGUGCAGAUGAUUUGGAUGGAUUAUCUUGUCUUUGCCAAUAAUAGAGCUGCUGGAUCCAGAAACAAAAUCCAAGAAUUCAGAUUUUUUACUGAUUUAGUGAAUAGAUGUUUGGUUACAGUCCCUACCCGAUACCCCAUUCCUUUUAGCAGUGCUGAUUACUGGUCCAACUAUGAAUUUCAUAAUCAGGUUAUUUUCUUUUAUUUGAGCUGUGUUCCAAAGACCCAGCAUUCCAAAACCUUGGAACGGUUUUGCACAGUUAUGCCAACUAAUUCUGGACUUGCACUGAGGCUACUUCAACAUGAAUGGGAAGAAAGCAAUGUUCAGAUUCUGAAACUUCAAGCCAAGAUGUUUACAUAUAAUAUCCCAACAUGCCUGGCCACCUGGAAAAUAGCCAUUGCUGCUGAGAUUGUUCUAAAGGGACAAAGAGAGGUUCACCGUUUAUAUCAGAGAGCCUUACAGAAGUUACCUCUUUGUGCAUCACUAUGGAAAGAUCAACUCUUGUUUGAAGCAUCAGAAGGAGGUAAAACUGAUAACCUGAGAAAACUAGUUUCCAAGUGCCAAGAGAUUGGAGUCAGCCUAAAUGAGCUCUUAAAUUUAAACAGUAACAAAACAGAAAGCAAGAAUCACUGAACACUGGGUGCAGUCAGUUCUAAGCCCUUUUAAUAAUUAAUUGCCAAACAUGAUUCUUCAAGAUUAGGCUGAUCCCUGGCUAAGGUCUGUGUAAGGCAGACAAGCAUUAUUGAUCAUAUCAAGUCCCCUACAAUAUCCUAUCCUUAAAACCGGAAGCAAUGAACAUGACAGUCUUCGACUGGAUAAAUGAACUUCCUGUUUGGCCUGCUUCUAGGCCCUGCCAGAUUCUCAUAACAUCAUGUACGUAAGUAUGGCUCCUCAGAGUGACUGACACUGAUUUUAAUUUUACUUUGGUUUUUGGUUUCUUUUUUCUUUUUUUUUUUUUUUUUCUUUUUUUCUUUUUUUUUCCUUUUUUAAAUUCUUCCCUACCUUUAUGUUGUGCUGUUCCUGAUCCACUUGACACUCUCUGAUGCCUGAGAGAUUCUUGUUUGGGAUUUAAUUUCCAGGGCUGUGUUUAUAGUAAGAAAGCAGGCAGUCCCUAUUAGUUCCUCCUCUUUAAAUCUUUUGAGAUUCUUCAUUUCAGGAUUUAAAACUUAAGCAGUCCAUCUUAAGGAAAGUGUAACUGCCAUGCCACAGUCUGCUAGUUGCACUUGAAUGUUCUAGCAGGUUGUUUAUUGCCCUUUCUACGUUUUGGACUCCUUGCUGAGACUGUUUAACUUGAAGAUUAAAGAAACUAUUGCAAAUGCCAGUGCAUCAGAACCUAAGAGUGGUCAAAUAUUAUGUGCAAUUUUUUGUAAAGAAAAUUUAAUUUAUAAUAAAGUUUAACAGUUUAAAGAACAGUUAA
Nannospalax galili (Upper Galilee mountains blind mole rat) is the source of this 6728-nucleotide messenger RNA. It is a transcript of the gene Zfc3h1, whose product is annotated as zinc finger C3H1-type containing. Gene Ontology annotation, cellular component: nucleus; exosome (RNase complex). Lineage: Eukaryota; Metazoa; Chordata; Mammalia; Rodentia; Spalacidae. Gene Ontology annotation, molecular function: protein binding. The record is from RefSeq and is a predicted model, not a curated record. Gene Ontology annotation, biological process: RNA processing.